Rhipicephalus sanguineus (brown dog tick) is the source of this 3081-nucleotide messenger RNA. RefSeq names its product epoxide hydrolase 1. Gene Ontology annotation, biological process: epoxide metabolic process. The record is from RefSeq and is a predicted model, not a curated record. Bases 190 to 2040 code for a protein of 616 amino acids. The transcript has 10 exons. Gene Ontology annotation, molecular function: epoxide hydrolase activity. NCBI's taxonomy places the organism in Eukaryota, Metazoa, Arthropoda, Arachnida, Ixodida, Ixodidae.
ACGGGGGCCGCACUUUUGAGCACGCGAUUCAAAUACACAUCGCAUCUGCCGCAACAGCAAUACGUAGGCAGUGAGGAAAGUACGCGGCGAGCAUUUCCUGCCGCCGAGACAGGUUCGCCCUCUCCACGACGACAAGGACACGCCGAUCGGCGGCGCGCUUCCUUCCUCCACGCCUGACCAACGUGCACGAUGUGCCGGCGGGUGUUCAUCUGCUUCUUGGUGUGCGGCGUCGUAGCUGCGGUGCUGAUUGGCUUCCUCAACCAGGGCCCUGAUCCGUUUAAGGUCAACAAGACGGGCUACUGGGGAACCGCCAGCGUUAAGAAUGUUCGCGCCGCCCCGGAGGACGACCCGGUGAUUUACAAGUUCUCGGUGCACGCCCCCGAGGAAGCCCUGCUGGACCUGAAGCGCCGGCUGGCGUCGACGAAGCUCGCCGAACCCCUUCAGGACAGCCGCUUCGAGUAUGGGUUCAACGCACACGAACUUCGCCGAGUUGUAGACCACUGGAAGGAUCGUUUCGACUGGCGUCAGCAGGAGCGCCUCCUCAACGCCUACCAGCACUACCACACCACCAUAGAGGGCAUACGCGUGCAUUUCAUGUACGCCAGGCCAAAGGCUGAUGCAAAGACCAAGGUGUACACGCUGCUGAUGAUCCACGGAUGGCCGGGAUCUGUAGUCGAGUUCCUGAAGAUCGCCAAAGAACUGGCGACUCCAAAGCAGGGGGUCGCAUUCGAAGUCAUCUGCCCCUCCAUCCCAGGAUACGGAUUCUCCGAAGCGCCACACAAAAAAGGUUUCAAUAGUCUGGAGGCAGCGCGUGUGUUCGUGAAGCUGAUGGACCGUCUCGGACGGAAGAGAUUCUACGUGCAAGGAGGAGAUUGGGGGGCGAUGAUUGCGAAGCUGAUGGCCACCUACUACUCUGACAGAGUGCUGGGGGCGCACAUGAACAUGAUGGACGUGGAGUUCAACCCACUGGUGCUGCUCAAGCUGCUCAUCGGCUCCUUCUACCCGUCGCUGGUGCUGGGCAACGACGAGCGUCUAGUGGCUGCUUCUGCGCUGCCCCUGUGGCCAAAGUUGGUGCAGCUGCUGCGAGAAAGUGGAUACAUGCACCUACACUCCACCAAGCCCGACACCAUUGGUCUGGCGCUGCUCAACUCUCCGGCCGGUCUAGCAGCCUACAUCCUGGAGAAGUUCUCUACGUGGACUGCCGGUACGAACGUUGACCGUGAGGACGGGGGCCUCACUGACAAGUACACCUACGACGAGCUGCUGGCUAACGUGAUGCUCUACUGGCUUACCGACUGCAUCGGGUCGAGCGCACGCUUCUACAAGGAGAACUUCGCUGGUGGUUUGACCCGACCCACAAGGGUGCCCGUGACUGUGCCCGCGGGAUUCUCAGUGUUCCCCGAGGAUCUGCUGGCGUUGCCGAAGUCGUUCGUGGGCCACGCGUACCACGACGUUGUCACCUUCGAGCAGCACUCGAGCGGCGGCCACUUCGCCGCCUUCGAAAAGCCCGAUGUGCUCGAGAGAGACGUGCGUCACUUUGUGGCUGCGGUGGAGGCCCGCAACGCUUCGGCUGCCGGGCCCUUCGCCGCUUUCCCUUUCGUCGAUGUGGGACCACAGCUGUACCGCGCCACGGUGACCUUCGGGCCGAGCAGGCCCGCCGGAGGACAACGCUUCGAGCCAGUCGAACAGCCAAAGGCCGUGCCGCCUCCGAGCCCGCCGCCGGUCAGUAGAGAGCCGGAGGUGAAGCCAGCCUCCAAGCCCGUCGAGAGCAGGCCUCCACCAGCAUCUGCAAACGAGGCAACAAAGCCAGCGCCAAGGGCUGCAGAAUCCGAGCAGCAGCAGCCGAGCCGGAAGGAGCCGGAAGCCAAGGCAAGGACAGCUGCGAAGCCGUCCGAACAACAGAAGAAGGCGAACGCACCUCCUGCUGGGGCCAAGCCGAGUCCUCCUCCGCCUCCCGCAGCGCAGCAAGCCAAGCCUACGCUAUCUGUUGGACAGAAGAGUGCUAACACGAGGCCUCCACCGGCACAGCAGAGGCCUUAAAUCGCGUGCUCAGCUCCGCUCCUGUCAAGAUGCUGGAGUUUGACGUUCGCGUUUUCUUUUGUCCACACUCUUCCAGCCGUUAUGGAUGAAACUUUCAACGCCGCUUGGUUAAAGGGACGCAACGAAAUGAGCUUGCUAUACUGAAUUAAGGCAAGAUUAUUUGUCAUAUUAUGGAACAGAAGUGCGGAAAAGUGCUCUUGCUGUCAGCUUGCACGACAAAGAGGACCAAGACAGUAGCGCUGCCAGAAACUUUUCCGGGGGUGGGGAGGGGGGAUUCAACCUACUUUAUGUAUGUUCGUGCGCGCAUUUGUAUGCAUGCCUAUAUAUAUAUGUAUGCAAGAUUGAAAAAGUUUUUGGGGCGGUGGUUGAACCCCGCUGGCUACGCCAGUGGACCAAGCAACGGUGGAAUUGCAAUUUCACCGCGUGCCGUGGUGACUUUUGACAGCCAUUGCUCGGGACCUGUUGUAUCGUGUCAAGUUAAAAAGACCUGAGCGCAAGUCAUUUGGUAAGAGUCAAUCGACGAAAAAGCGGGGCGAAAUGAGCGCGGACGAGGGAGGAACAAGGCCAAAGCGCUCUUGAGGUUUCUGAAAUGCCAUCAUGUUCAAAGAUGCAGCAUCUGUCAGCACGCUUUUGAUAUGCUUUACUGAGUUCAGCUAUCUUCGUCGGUUGUCUGUCAGUGUGGUUUUAGGUGCAUGAUUACCAUUUUUUUUAAUGACAUGGCGCAUGCGUGGUUGUAAGUAGUUUCCCAUCCCCACAAUAUGCACCUUGUCAAAGGUAUAUUUUUGUACUGUAAUAGAGUAAACAAAAGUAGAUGGCAGAAGCGCUUGUCCUGUGUUCCUUCCUUGUGAGAGCUUAUUUCACGCUGUGUUUUUCUUUUUUUCACCGAACGCGUUAAGCUCGGUUUUGCUGUGGUGCAAUGUAACCAACGAGUCAAAUGGCAUGAGAACAUCUCGCGGCAUACUACAUGGUCAAAUACUGUAAAAUCUAACACUCUUUCGGCUGCGCAGCUUAUGGCUGGAAAUAAACGAACGGAAAAGCAAG